Messenger RNA from Urocitellus parryii (Arctic ground squirrel), 3213 nucleotides. The record is from RefSeq and is a predicted model, not a curated record. NCBI's taxonomy places the organism in Eukaryota, Metazoa, Chordata, Mammalia, Rodentia, Sciuridae.
AAUGAAGGAUAAUUUUACAGAAAGAAGAAGACAAUAUUGCAAUCAUCUUUGACAGGUCCAUUUGGAAAUAAUAUCUUCUACUAAAUAUAGAAAGGUAGAACACUUUUAUUCAGAACAAUGAAUUUUAUAAAGGAAAAUAGUCAAGACCUCAUUCAAAGGAUGGGCAUAACUGUUACCAAGCAAAUUGUGGAUGAUCUGUUUGGGUGGAAUGUUCUGAAUAGUGAAGAAGUAAGCAUGAUUUAUUGUGAGAAGGUGGAGCAGGAUGCUGCACGAGGGAUCAUUCACAUGAUUUUGAAAAAGGGCUCAGAGGCCUGCAACCUCUUUCUUAAAUGUCUUGAAAAAUGGAACUAUCCUCUGUAUCAGGACUUGAAUGGACAAAGUCUUUUUCAUCAGCUAUCAGAAGGAGACUUAGAUGAUUUGGCUCAGGAUUUAAAAGAUUUAUACCRUACCCCCUCUUUUCUGAACUUCCAUCCCCUGGGUGAAGAUAUUGAUAUUAUUUUUAAUUUGAAAAGGACMUUCACAGAGCCUAUCCUUUGGAGGAAGGACCAACACCAUCACCGUGUGGAGCAGCUGACCCUGAGUGGUCUGCUGGAGACUCUUCAGAGCCCCUGCAUCAUUGAAGGGGAAUCGGGCAAAGGCAAGUCCACCCUGCUACAGAGAAUCGCCAUGCUCUGGGCCUCUGGGAAGUGUGGGGCCCUGACCAAGUUCAAAUUUGUCUUCUUUCUUCGUCUAAGCAGAGCCCAGGGUGGACUGUUUGAAACCCUGUGUGAUCAGCUCGUGGAUGUACCUGACACCAUCAGGAAGCGCACCUUCAUGGCUAUGCUGCUGAAGCUAAGGCAGGGGGCUCUUUUUCUCCUUGAUGGCUACAAUGAAUUCAAGCCUGAGAACUGCCCAGAAAUAGAAGCCCUGAUAAAGGAAAACCACCGCUUCAAGAACAUGGUCAUAGUCACCACCACCACCGAGUGCCUGAGGCACAUCAGGCAGUUUGGUGCCCUGACUGUCGAGGUGGGGGAUAUGACCGAGGACAGUGCCCGGGUUCUCAUCCGAGAAGUGCUGAUUAAGGAGCUUGCUGAAGGCUUGCUGCUCCAGAUUCAGAAAUCCAGGUGCUUGAGGAAUCUGAUGAAGACCCCUCUCUUCGUGGUCAUCACUUGUGCAAUCCAGAUGGGUGAGAGUGAGUUCCACUCUCACACACAAACCACACUGUUCUGUACCUUCUAUGAUCUGCUGAUACAUAAAAACAGGCACAAACAUAAAGGUGCAGCUGCAAGUCAUUUAACCCGGAGCCUAGAGCACUGUGGAGACCUGGCUCUGGAGGGGGUGUUCUCCCACAAAUUUGACUUUGAGCUGGAGGAUGUGUCCAGCGUGAAUGAGGACGUCCUGCUGACCACUGGACUCCUCUGUAAAUACACAGCUCAAAGGUUCAAGCCCAAGUAUAAAUUCUUCCAUAAGUCCUUCCAGGAGUACGUAGCGGGACGCAGGCUCAGCAGUUUAUUGAUGUCUCCCAAGCCAGAGGAAGUCACCAAGGGGAAGAGUCACUUGCAGAAAAUGGUUUCCAUUUCAGACAUUACCUCCCUGUAUAGCAACCUGCUCCUGUAUACAUGUGGGUCCUCUGCCGAAGCCACCAGAGCUGUCAUGAGGCACCUUGCUGCUGUGUAUCAACAUGGCAGCCUGAUAGGGCUUUCCAUCACCAAGAGGCCUCUCUGGAGACAGGAAUCUAUGCAAAGUUUGAAGAACACCACUGAGCAAGAAAUUCUGAAAGCCAUCAACAUCAAUUCCUUUGCAGAGUGUGGCAUCAAUUUAUUCCAUGAGAGUAUAUCUAAAUCGGCCCUGAGCCAAGAAUUCGAAGCUUUCUUCCGUGGUAAAAGUUUGUAUAUCAAUUCAGACAAUAUCCCUGACUACCUAUUUGACUUCUUUGAACACUUGCCUAAUUGUGCAAGUGCUCUGGACUUCAUCAAACUGGAUUUCUAUGGAGGCGCCUCAGGUUCACAGGACAAGGCUACAAAAGAUGGAACGAGAAUCCCCACAGAAGAGUCCUCGGAAACCUACAUUCCCAACCGGGCUGUGUCUUUGUUCUUCAACUGGAAACAGGAAUUCAAGACUCUGGAGGUCACACUCCGGGAUUUCAGCAGGUUGAAUAAACAAGAUAUCAAAUACCUAGGCAAGAUAUUCAGCUCCACAGCAAGCCUCAGACUGUCUGUUAAGAGAUGUGCCGGUGUGGCUGGAAGCCUCAGUUCAAUCCUCAGCACCUGCAAGAAUAUUCAUUCCCUCAUGGUAGAAGCCAGUCCCCUCACCAUAGAAGACGAACAGCACAUCACAUCUGUGACAAACCUGACAACUUUGAGUAUUCAUGACCUGCGGACUCAACAGCUGCCAGGUGGUCUGAUUGACAGCUUGGGUAAUUUGAAGAACCUUGUGAAGCUCAUACUGGAUAACAUUAAGAUGAAUGAGGAAGAUGCUAUAAAACUAGCUGAAGGUCUGACAAACCUGAAAAAGAUGUGUUUGUUUCGUCUGACCCACUUGUCUGACAUUGGGAAGGGAAUGGAUUACAUAGUCAAGUCUCUAUCAGGCCAACCCUGUGACCUUGAAGAAAUSCAAUUAGUUUCCUGUUGCCUUUCUGCAAAUUCUGUGAAAACCCUAGCUCAGAAUCUUCAUAAUCUGGUCAAACUGAGCAUUCUUGAUUUAUCAGAAAAUUACCUGGGGAAGGAUGGAAAUGAAGCUCUACAGGAACUGAUUGGCAGGCUGGACCUCCUUGAACAGCUCACUGUGCUGAUGCUGCCCUGGUGCUGGGAUGUGCGAGUCAGCCUGGCCAGCCUGCUGGAGCAACUGGAGACGGCCUCCCAGCUUGUCAAGCUGGGGCUGAAAGACUGGAGACUCACAGAUGCGGAGAUUAGAGUUUUAGGUGCUUUUUUUGAAAAGACGACUCUGAAAAACUUCCAGCAGUUGGAUUUGGCAGGAAAUUGUGUGAGCAGUGAUGGAUGGCUUGCCUUCAUGAGUGUAUUUGAGAAUCUUAAGCAAUUAGUAUUUUUUGACUUCAGUACUGAAGGAUUUUUACCAGAUGCAGCAUUAGUCAGAAAACUUAGCCAUGUGUUAUCCAAGUUAACUUUUUUGCAAGAAGCUAGGCUUAUUGGAUGGCAAUUUGAUGAUGAUGAUGUCAGUGUUAUUAAAGGUGCUUUUAAACUAGUAAUUGCUUAAAUAAAGGGUACCCUAAGCCAA